AUGGUGAAGACUUCUAGUUGCUGCAGCAGCAGCAGCAGCAGAUGUGCUGCAGCAGCAGCAGCAGCAGCGGCAGCAGCAGGCGAGGGCGAGUUCUCAGAGGCCCGCGAGGACUUGGCGGCGCUGGAGAAAGACUAUGAGGAAGUGAGGAUUGAGACUGCGGAGGGGGAGGCUGAAGAAGAGGGGUACGGAGAGGACUUCUAG
This is a messenger RNA of Eimeria necatrix, 201 nucleotides long. RefSeq lists its product as hypothetical. NCBI's taxonomy places the organism in Eukaryota, Apicomplexa, Conoidasida, Eucoccidiorida, Eimeriidae. Bases 1 to 201 code for a protein of 66 amino acids. The record is from RefSeq and is a predicted model, not a curated record. The transcript has a single exon.